Bursaphelenchus xylophilus (pine wood nematode) is the source of this 489-nucleotide messenger RNA. The record is from the annotation of a GenBank genome assembly. Lineage: Eukaryota; Metazoa; Nematoda; Chromadorea; Rhabditida; Aphelenchoididae.
AUGGGCCAGAAGUUGUCCAUCUCCGUACGGGAUUAUAUCCAUCCCUUGGAGUCUCCAAGAACUGAUAGACCUCCAACAUUUGAUCCUUUAGCCGGAUUCCCCAAAGGCCGAAAAGAACGAGAAAUGAAAGCGACUUGGGAAGAGAUGAAUCGAUGGGGACUAAGCCCUGGAGAGCGAGAUUAUUGUGCUCAUAUUCUUAUUGAUGUAUACAAAUGUAGAGUAAGUGCUUACUUUUUUUGUGUUUUUAGAGAGCAGUUUAGUUAAAGAAAAUAUGGGAAACACUUGGUUUAAUAAUAUCUUUCUAUGUUAUCUAUACGUCUUCAGCGUGAGUGGGCUCCAUUGGCGGCACAUCCCUGCUCCGAUAUAAAACACAAGUACGACCUCUGCGAAUACGACGAUUACAUCCUUAGAAUGAAAGAAUACGAGCGUGAGCGUCGUUUGUUGGCUCGCAAGCGAAGAAAGGAAAAGGCCGCUGCCGUUGAUCAGUAA